AUGCUAGUAAACAAUGAGCACUUCAAAUACAUCACUAUCGACCCAGAAAUCUACGAAGUCGAUGAUAUGUGUUUCCCACCAUAUUUGAUCUCAAAACUACCGCCAUUUCCCGCCGGUGAUUGGAACUAUGGGCGCAUCUCUCGAACCGCGGAAAAUUCAAUGGCAUUCUUCGCCGAGACCUCCAAAAAAGAUUUCCCCUCCAUCAAACCUCUAUGGCAUACGAAAUCAUACGACUACUUAUCCUUCGAGCUUGAACAACUCAAUUCAAAUGUGUUCAUGGCAUCUUCUCCCUUGUUCGAACAGCCAAUCAUUGCCAAAUUUGCAAGAUUCGAAUGGGAAAUUGGAUACUAUAUCGCUGAAACUCAAGUGUAUUCGUGGAUAAAUGGCUGCGGUAUUGGUCCAGAGUUCUUGGGGUAUCUGACUGAAGAGGGUAGGGUGAUUGGGUUUCUUAUAGAGAAUGUUGAAGGUCGCCAUGCUACUAUCUCGGAUCUUCCAGCUUGCAAGGCUGCAGUGGAACGAUUGCAUGAUUUGGGUAUUAUUCAUGGAGAUUUGAAUAAGUACAAUUUCUUGAUUUCGGAGGGGCGGGCUGUUCUUAUUGAUUUUGAGACAGCACAGCGAUCGGAGGAUAGUGAAGCCAUAGAAAAGGAAAUGGAGGGGUUGGAGCUCCAGUUGUUAGAUAUGUCGGGUCGUGGUGGAGUAUGCUUGGAAGACACAGAACAGGAAGAUGACUGA
Molecule: messenger RNA, 732 nt
Organism: Sclerotinia borealis F-4128
Lineage: Eukaryota; Fungi; Ascomycota; Leotiomycetes; Helotiales; Sclerotiniaceae
Source: the annotation of a GenBank genome assembly